Messenger RNA from Kwoniella botswanensis, 1899 nucleotides. RefSeq lists its product as uncharacterized. Gene Ontology annotation, cellular component: membrane. The record is from RefSeq and is a predicted model, not a curated record. Gene Ontology annotation, molecular function: transmembrane transporter activity. The transcript is spliced from 8 exons. Bases 1 to 1899 code for a protein of 632 amino acids. Gene Ontology annotation, biological process: transmembrane transport. NCBI's taxonomy places the organism in Eukaryota, Fungi, Basidiomycota, Tremellomycetes, Tremellales, Cryptococcaceae.
AUGAUGAACACCACUGCGGAUGACCAGUUCUCUUUCCAGGAAGGUGCACAUGAACAACAAAAGGAAAAUAUACAACCUAGAGGUAUCAACAACCAUUCCUCUGCAUCAAAUACAUUGAUCAAAGCUGCGGGUGACUCACCUCUUGAAUUGAACAGAAGACCAACAAUCAACCAAGACCCUUCACCUACUUUCAACAAUGAUAAGACCGACAGACCACCUUCACCCAGGGUCAAGAACGAUGCUGAUUCACCUGUGAUGUCACUAAAGAAGCAGAUAGUCACCGCGAUCAUAGUAACAGCUACGACAGUGAUGACCUCAAGUAGUGGACAGGUGCUCAAUAUUGCCUUACCUACUAUUAAGGAAGAUUUGGAUAUUGGUGAAGGGGAUUUACAAUGGAUAGUUUCGAGCUAUAAUCUAUCGGUUGGCUGUCUACUUCUAUUCUGUGGUCGACUCGCGGAUAUAUAUGGUAGAAAGAUGAUAUUGGUAAUUGGAAUAGUAGUAUUUACCGUAUUCACAUUGAUUGGUGGGUUCAUGCAGAACGGUCCGGGGUUGAUCGUGACUAGGGCUUUGGCUGGAUGUGGAGUAGCUAUGACAACACCCAGUACGACUGGAAUUAUAGCCGAACUCUACACUGGUAAAGCAAGAUCAAGAGUAUUCACCUGUUUCGGAGCUGGCUUUUCUGUAGGAGGUAUAUUGGGUUUGCUGAUAGGUGGUUUGUUCGUAUCUUAUGUCAAAUACACUUGGCGAUCAUGUCUAUUUGCUGUUGCUGGAAUUGGCCUGCUGAUCGGAAUUUCAGUGAUCAUCGUCAUACCUUCAGAUGGAUCUCAUACGACCAACAAACAUGUAGAUUGGCCAGGAGCGAUGCUUGUCACAGUCGGGUUGGUGCUAUUUCUUUUCGCGAUAAGUGACGCUCAAAGUGCUCCCAAUGGGUGGAAGACUGUGUAUAUCAUCACUCUUCUAGUUCUCGGUAUCGUCCUUACUAUUCUGUUCUUCUUCUGGGAGCACUAUGUCGCGCUCAAAAGAGACAAUCCACCUCUGAUGCGAUUAGCUCUAUGGACGAGGGCAAAAGGCAGAUUGGCUGCCCUGUACUUUGUCAGCUUUCUGGCCGUCAUGGGCUUCAUACCAGCGCUAUACAAUGCCACUUUGUUUUUCCAAGAAGUCCAAUCUAUUGGUUCAGUCGGAACAAUGCUACGGUUCUUACCCACAGAGGUAGCCGGCAUAAUAUGUUCAAUUUUGGUCGCCCUGCUGAUUCAUAGAAUACCCGCUUACUGGCUAGUCGUUAUUGGUCUUUUGGCUUGUGGAUUCGGCAAUAUGUGUUUCGCAAUUUCAGAAAAGGAUACCAGUUAUUGGAAAUUACCAUUUCAUGGAACGUGGUUGAUAGUCUUUGGAGUAGAUAUAUUCCUACCAACCGGUCUAAUAUUCGUAUCCCAUUUCUCCCUCCCGGACGAAUACAGCGUAGCAAGUGGCCUGUUCCAAACAUUAUUGAGAUUAGGAAGUUCCAUUGGGUUAGCACUGACCUCCAUCAUGUUUGAUUCUCAAUACAAAAUCUCCCUCUCUGAUGGAAGAAACCAAGAAGAAGCUUAUUUGAAAGGGAUUCAAACUUCUUUUUGGCUCAGUGCCGCAGGGUGUUGGUUUGGAGUGAUAGUGGCGGUCCUAGCGCUUAGGGGAUUAGGUGUUUUUGGGAAAGAUCAAGAUCAAGAUCAAAGCGGAGUAAAGACUCGUGAUGUCGAAAAUCGGAUUCGGAAUAGCAAUUUGGUCGAUUCAUCAGAUACACCAACGCCAAAGGCGGUCGAGAAGGAUAAGAAGAAGUGCAAGAGUGAUAGCAAUACUGGGGAGAUGAUGGAACGUUGUUCAUCUGGACCUCCGUGCUCUGGACUUGAAGCAAGAUCUAAAGUGUGA